Molecule: messenger RNA, 1851 nt
Organism: Hemibagrus wyckioides
Lineage: Eukaryota; Metazoa; Chordata; Actinopteri; Siluriformes; Bagridae
Gene: hsdl2
Product: hydroxysteroid dehydrogenase like 2
Exons: 11
Coding region: 166-1395 (409 amino acids)
Cellular component (GO): mitochondrion
Source: RefSeq, a predicted model, not a curated record
AGCGGCUGCACCGGAAGUGAACGCGCAUGCACGAUAAACAGAAAAGUGUGUUAAAGGUCAGGAGCAGUGACCAGUGUGGCGUCCAGGAGAAACUUCAGUUUCAGCACUAAUUCUGUUUCUGUAUCAGAAUCAUCUGACCGGUGUGAAGAGCUGAUAGAGUGGACGAUGCUGCAGAACACAGGAAAGCUGUCAGGUUGUACCCUGUUCAUCACCGGGGCGAGUCGCGGCAUCGGGAAGGCCAUCGCGCUGAAAGCCGCCCGAGACGGUGCCAAUGUGGUCAUCGCUGCUAAAACUGCUGAGACGCACCCCAAACUGCCCGGUACCAUCUACACGGCCGCCGAGGAGAUUGAAGCGGCCGGAGGAAAAGCUCUGCCCUGUGUGGUGGAUGUUCGUGAUGAGAAGCAGGUCAGUGCGGCGGUGGAGAACGCCGUGCAAAAGUUCGGAGGAAUCGACAUCGUGGUGAACAACGCCAGUGCUAUUAACCUGACCGGGACGCUGGACACGCCCAUGAAGAAGGUGGACCUCAUGUUGGGCAUCAAUCUGAGAGGAACCUAUCUGACGUCGAAGCUCUGCAUCCCGCAUCUGUUAAAGAGUAAAAACCCUCACAUCCUCAACCUCAGUCCACCUCUCAACCUCAAUCCCAUCUGGUUUAAGAACCACACAGCUUACACCAUGGCCAAAUAUGGCAUGUCCAUGUGUGUCCUCGGGAUGGCUGAAGAAUUCCAUGGAUCCAUCGCUGUUAAUGCACUAUGGCCCCGUACAGCCAUUCAGACGGCGGCGAUGGACAUGCUCGGGGGGUCCGGCGUGGGGAAGCGGUGCAGGAAGGUGGACAUCAUGGCGGACGCUGCCUACGCCAUCCUCAGCAAACCCGUCAGCUACACUGGACACUUCGCCAUAGACGAGGACAUCCUCAAGAAGGAAGGCAUUAAAGACUUUGACGUGUACGCGGUGGAGCCAGGUCAUCCACUGCUCCCUGAUUUCUUCCUGGAUGAAGAUCCUGAGACACUGAAGAAGCAGAUGGAAAGUCACGCGAGUGCAGAUUCUCCCUCCGUCUCCAGCCCGAUUGCUGAAACGUUUAAUGUGAUUAAAGGAGUGCUCAGCCCCGAUGUGGUCAAAUCCACCCAGGGGGUCUACAGAUUCCAGCUGUCCGGAGAACACGCUGGAGUCUGGUACAUCGACCUGAAGAACGGUGCCGGUGGAGCGGGCAGUGGAGAACCUCCGGUUAAAGCAGAUGUGGAGAUGAGUUUGGACAGUGAUGACUUCAUCAAGAUGUUCACAGGGAAGCUGAAGCCCACCAUGGCCUUCAUGUCUGGGAAGCUGAAGAUCAAAGGCGACAUGUCUCUGGCCAUCAAAAUGGAGAAGAUGAUGGCGAUGAUGAACAAGUCCAAGCUUUAAUCCGAAACCUUCUGCCGGGUUUUAUUCCAGUCUGAGUCUGAAAUACGCUCAUCUCACUCGCUGUCACCUUUCCCGCCUUUUUUAUAGAUGGUACAGACGUUUGUGCUUUCAGUGUGUGUUCACAUUCACGUCUGAGCCUUCACACAGAGCAUUAGGAUAUUAAUUAUGGGAAAAAUAUUAAAAUAAUGUUUCUGAACGUGUCUCUGUGUUUCUCUUCGAGUGUCUCGUCGAUAUAUUAAACCUAAAAACCUGAUAAUUACAAGACAGACAUCUGGUCUGAUGUCUGGAAGCAGUUCAGACAUUUUAAUUGUGUGAUUAAACGUAUAAACUGUGUUAUAAUAACAAUUUUUUUUUAUUGUUUUGUUUCUUAACACACAUGAAGACAGCAAAGCUGAGUGUAAGAUUCUGUUCAGAUGAAGAACAAGUGAAAUAAAUCACUGAAAUUUAGCAACAUUA